AUGUCAAUUAUCACUCAAGGUAUCAGAGACUUGGUCAAGAAGGCUAUUUCAGACAAUCAAGUCAUGAUCUUUAGCAAAUCUUAUUGCCCUUUCUGCAUUGGAGCAAAAGAUUUGUUCGAUGACAUUCAUGUAGAUUACAAAGCUAUCGAACUCAACGAUCACAAAGAUGGUGAAGCUAUUCAGGCAACACUCGCUGAACUCACGAAACAAACGACGGUACCCAAUAUCUUUAUCAAUCAACAACAUAUUGGAGGCUCAGACGCCCUUAAAGCUGCCUAUAAGUCUGGUAAACUCGAAAAGAUCUUGAAAGAAGCAGGGAUUCAAUACAAGCUUUAA
Messenger RNA from Gilbertella persicaria, 336 nucleotides. RefSeq names its product glutaredoxin. The transcript has 2 exons. The record is from RefSeq and is a predicted model, not a curated record. The coding region runs from base 1 to 336 and encodes 111 amino acids. Gene Ontology annotation, biological process: cellular response to oxidative stress. NCBI's taxonomy places the organism in Eukaryota, Fungi, Mucoromycota, Mucoromycetes, Mucorales, Choanephoraceae. Gene Ontology annotation, molecular function: glutathione disulfide oxidoreductase activity. Gene Ontology annotation, cellular component: cytoplasm.